AUGAUAAAAAAAAUCGCUUUACUGUUACUUUUUACAGUAAUAUACUAUGUUGCUGGAGAAGAUGAAAGUCAACCUGUUGAUAAAUUUUUUAAAGAUUGUACACCAGAUGGAUGUUGUGAUACAAAUUUUCUUUGUAGUGUAUGGAGUUCUUUAGGAGAAUGUUCAAAAAGCCCAAAAUUUAUGUUAACAAAUUGUCAAAAAUCAUGUUUAGUUUGUCGUAAACGUGAAACUAGAAAUAAAUAUUCAAUAGAAAAUGAUGAUAUACUUUAUAAAUCUGGAUGUUCAUCAAUUAAAACGUCACAAUUUUCAACUGAAUCAGAAUUGUCUGAUAACCUUUUUAAUGCUUUUUUAUCACAAAGACAAUGUGGUGUUGAAACAAAUAUUAAAGAUUGUUCCACUUCAAUGUGUUAUCAUAAAUUUUUUAGAACACCUGAUGGUUCAUGUAAUAAUUUAAAAAAUCCAACUUGGGGAGCUGGAAAAACAAGAUAUUUAAGAUUAUUACCAUCAUUAUAUGAAGAUAAUAUUUCAAUUCCACCUGGUACAAGAAAUAUUUUUCGUCCAUCUCCAAGAUCUGUUACACGUUUUCUUCUUAAUCAUGAUAAAAAUAUCUUUAGUAAUUUUAAUCAACUUGCAAUGCAAUGGGGACAAUUUAUUAGUCAUGAUAUUUUGUUUAAUGGAAGAUCAGAUUUUUGUUCGUGUCAAACAUUUUCAAAUAAAAAUUGUAUGAAUGUUAAUGUAGCAAAAGAUGAUAUUUCAAAAUUAAAAAAGAAAAUACUUUGUAUUCCAAUAACACGUUCCAUACCAGCAUGUAGAAAUAGUAGUGAUAUGUCACCAAGAGAACAAAUGAAUUUAAAUUCAGGAUUUUUGGAUGGUUCUACAAUUUAUGGUUCUACAACUGUUACUAUGAAUCAAUUACGUAAUGGAUAUCUUUUAAAAUCUGAAAUAAAUUUAUCAGGAAAAGAAUUUGCUCCUGAAUCUUUGACUAAAUUAGGUGAAUCAAUGAAAAAUGGUGAUGAAAGAGGUACAAUAUUUGUAGGAAUUGCAUCAUUACAUACCAUUUUCCUUCGUUAUCAUAAUAUGAUUGCUAAAGAAUUAAAAGUUGUUAAUCCACAUUGGACAGAUGAUAGAAUAUUCCAUGAGACACGUAAAAUUGUUGGUGGUAUAUUACAAUCUAUAACUUAUAAUGAAUUUUUACCAGCUUUAAUUGGUGAAAGAAAUUUAGAAACAUUAAUGCCCAAAUAUGAUGAAUAUAAUAGUGAAGUACCACCAGGAAUAUCAAAUGAAUUUUCUGCUGCUGCAUAUAGAUUACAUGGUAUGAUUGUGAAUAAUUAUCCAUUUAUUAAUGAUAAUUAUAAUGUAAUUGGAAACAUUAAAUUUGUUCAAGGUACAAAUACAUUUGUUCAUAUGUUACAAAAAGGUGUUUCUCAAUUAUUAAGAGGAAUGAUUGCAACACCACUUAGAAAACCACAACGGUUAAAUUCACAAGUAACAGAAGAAUUAUUCGAUGGACUCGGUGAUCUUUCUACAAUUAAUAUCCAAAGAGGAAGAGAUCAUGGAUUAAGAAGUUAUAAUGAUUAUAGAAAAUACUGUGGAUUAGAAGUAGUUGAUGAUUUUCUUGAUUGGAAAGAUGUUAGUGAUAUGAAUGUUAAACUUCGUGUUAAAGAAUUAUUCAUAAAACCUGACAAUAUUGACUUGUAUGUUGGUGGACUUUUAGAGGAACCAAUACCAGGAGGUGUUGUUGGACCAACUUUUGCUUGUAUCAUAAUUGAUCAAUUUCAACGUCUCAGAGAUGGUGACAGAUUCUUCUAUCAAAACAAUGAUAUUUUUACAAAAGAUCAAAUGAAUGAAAUUGAUAGAACUUCUAUCGCAUCAGUUAUUUGUGAAACUGAACCUGAAAUAAAAAAAGUACCAUUUAAUGCAUUUAAUGCAGAUAAAGGUGAAGAUGCCGUAUCAUGUUCAAUGAUACCUACUUUAAAUUUAAACCACUGGAAAAGUAACAAUUAA
Molecule: messenger RNA, 2004 nt
Organism: Strongyloides ratti
Lineage: Eukaryota; Metazoa; Nematoda; Chromadorea; Rhabditida; Strongyloididae
Product: Peroxidasin-like protein
Exons: 5
Coding region: 1-2004 (667 amino acids)
Biological process (GO): response to oxidative stress
Molecular function (GO): heme binding; peroxidase activity
Source: RefSeq, a predicted model, not a curated record